This is a messenger RNA of Helobdella robusta, 339 nucleotides long. RefSeq lists its product as hypothetical. The annotation marks the transcript as partial. The record is from RefSeq and is a predicted model, not a curated record. The transcript is spliced from 3 exons. Gene Ontology annotation, biological process: positive regulation of transcription by RNA polymerase II; negative regulation of transcription by RNA polymerase II; cell fate commitment. Gene Ontology annotation, molecular function: zinc ion binding; RNA polymerase II cis-regulatory region sequence-specific DNA binding; DNA-binding transcription factor activity, RNA polymerase II-specific. Lineage: Eukaryota; Metazoa; Annelida; Clitellata; Rhynchobdellida; Glossiphoniidae.
GAUGGCAGAGAAUGCGUGAACUGUGGAGCCACCUCAACCCCCCUAUGGCGUAGGGAUGGCGGGGGUAACUACCUCUGUAACGCCUGUGGUCUCUACUACAAGAUGAAUGGUCAUAAUAGGCCGCUCGUUAAGCCAAGAAGGAAGCAUAACUCAAGUAGGAGGAUUGGUACAAAAUGCAGUAACUGUAGUACGAUUUCGACAACUCUAUGGAGGAGGAAUAUCAAAGGAGAGCCUGUCUGCAAUGCAUGCGGGCUCUAUUAUAAGUUACAUAGUAUCAACCGACCAAUUACAAUGAAAAAAGAAUGCAUUCAAACGAGAAACAGAAAACUUACGACAAAA